This is a messenger RNA of Aspergillus affinis, 1521 nucleotides long. RefSeq names its product MFS multidrug transporter. The transcript has 5 exons. NCBI's taxonomy places the organism in Eukaryota, Fungi, Ascomycota, Eurotiomycetes, Eurotiales, Aspergillaceae. Bases 1 to 1521 code for a protein of 506 amino acids. Gene Ontology annotation, molecular function: transmembrane transporter activity. The record is from RefSeq and is a predicted model, not a curated record. Gene Ontology annotation, biological process: transmembrane transport.
AUGGCAAAAGCUGCGGAUCACGAUCUGGAGCACGUUCUGUCUGAGCAUGGGCUGACCUUGACGGAGGACGGUCGCCAUGUGCGCUGGGCAAAGACAAAUAAAGACCAUCCAAGGAAUUGGCAUCCGCUUCGAAAAGCCUAUGACUUUAGUAUGGUUUUUGUGUUGGAAGUUUUUACAACUGCAACCAGUACAGCUGGAGCAACAGCUGCAAAUCAUGCUCGCGAUCAAUUCCAUAUCGACGUGACUCCUUCUAUUCUUUACUUUGUCACAAUGUACCUACUCGGUCAAGCGAUGGGAUGCGUCGUGUUCCCACCCUGCUCGGAAUCCUUUGGUCGCAAGUACAUGUACGUCUGGAGCACUGUCUUCUACUGCAUCUUUUGCGUCAUCAUUGCUGUGGUGCCUUCGCCUGCCGCCGUUGCUGUUGGACGAUUUAUCUCGGGCUCUCUGUCGGCCGUGCCAAGUGUUGUCGUCAAUGGAACCAUAGAGGAUAUGUUUAAUGCAGACACUCGCAUCUGGAUUGUUUUUAUGAACGCCAUUUCUACGAACAUAGGGCUGGCGGGUGGUCCGAUCAUGAGUGGUUACAUUACCACGACCUUGGGGUGGUUCGAUUUCCGUCUCAUCUGGGUGUUUUAUAUCGCAGCUAUUGUGACCGGAAUUCUCGCCGUCCUGAUGUUCACCAUUAAAGAGUCGCGACCGACAUUGCUGCUAGCCCGCAAGGUACAGAAACUGCGCGAUCAAACAGGAAACCAAUCCCUAGAAGCAUUUAACCCCGACCACGUAUCUGACAUGAUGACUUUUGUGCGCCUCUCGCUGUUUCGACCCCUGCAGCUCUUCUUCACCGAGCCCAUCGUCUUUACGGUGGCGUUGAUGAACGGCACCUGCAUGGCUCUGAUUUACCUCUUCACGGAGGCCCUUCCAAUUAUAUACCCUCUAUUCGGGUUCACGGAAGCACAAGCCAACCUACCCUUCGUGGCUUUUAGUCUAGGUAUAUUUCUCAACAUUCCCGCACGGUUCCUCGACCGACGACUCCGUGCCAAACUACGGAAACAGGGCCACGUUGCCGGACCGGAGAGUAAGCUGAUCGGACUUCUUCUCGGAGCCCCCGUUCUCGCCGGCGCACUGUGGCUCUUUGCAUGGACGAUCCCACCCAUGGUUCCAGACGUACACUGGAUUGUGUCGGUGUUGGCGUUAUUCUUCAUCGGGUUCGCACUUAACGAGUUCGCUACAGUCUACGCGGGCUAUAUCGCGGACAGUUAUUUGAGUUAUGCCGGUAGUGCACAGGCAGCGUUGAGUAUGCUCCGAUCGCUGAUGGGGGCUUUGUUUCCCCUGUUCACGCCCAAGAUGUUCAAUUCGCUGGGGAACAAUGUCGCAGUGUCGGUGUUGGCGGCCGUCGCGACGGUUUUCUGUGCGGCACCAGUGUUGUUUAGUCGAUACGGUGUUUCGUUGCGGAAGAGAAGUCGGUUUGCGGGUUAUAGUCUGCAGGUGUAUGAGACAAGCACAGUGGAAGAUGACGGCCGUUAA